Protobothrops mucrosquamatus (brown spotted pit viper) is the source of this 1005-nucleotide messenger RNA. It is a transcript of the gene SLC25A43, whose product is annotated as solute carrier family 25 member 43. Bases 1 to 1005 code for a protein of 334 amino acids. NCBI's taxonomy places the organism in Eukaryota, Metazoa, Chordata, Lepidosauria, Squamata, Viperidae. Gene Ontology annotation, biological process: transmembrane transport. The transcript has 5 exons. The record is from RefSeq and is a predicted model, not a curated record.
AUGGCUACCUGGAAGCGCGACGGGCGGCUGACGGCGCUGCAGCGGCUGGGCUGCGCCGGGCUGGCCGGGGCGGCGAGCCACAGCCUGACGGCCCCGAUGGAGGUGCUCACCGUGCUGGGCCAGGUCGGGGCGCUGGCCGGGCGGCCGGGCGGCGGCCUCUGGCAGGCGGGGAGCCGGCUGUGCCGGGCCGAGGGGCCGGGCGCGCUCUGGAAGGGCAACCUGACCGCCUGCCUGCGCCUCCUGCCUUACAGCGCCGUGCAGCUCGCCUCCUACCGCCGAUGUGUGAUGUUGCUGAUGGAUGAUCUGGGCCAUAUUUCCCAGUGGAACGCCAUCGUGGCCGGGAGUCUGGCGGGAAUGAUGGCGGCUGUGGCAACCUAUCCGACGGAGGUGGUCAAGACCCGGCUGAUUGUGCAGAAUCGCCUGGACCCUCCCUACAAAGGCAUUCUUCAUGCUUUAUACAUGAUUUACCACCAGGAAGGAGCGUCUGCACUUUAUCGGGGUGUUUCCUUGUCAGUAUUAGGUGCAAUCCCCUUUUCCAUUGCUUCCUUCCUUGUUUACACUCACCUGGAUGAACUCUGGGGUCAACCCAGCCUUCCUUUCACACCAAUGCAAAACUUCUUCAACGGCUGUCUGGCUGCUGCAGUGGCUCAAACCGCCUCUUUCCCCUUUGAAACAGUCAAGAGGAAAAUGCAGGCUCAAAGCCCCUGCCUCCCUUCUUCUGGGGGGGUCGAUGUCCAUUUUGCCGGUGUGAUAGAUUGCUUUAAACAGACGGUGAAAAACAAAGGAGUCCUCGCUCUCUGGAAUGGACUAACUGCCAAUUUACUCAGGAUCGUCCCUUACUUUGGGAUCAUGUUCAGCACUUUUGAAUUCUGUAAGCGGGUCUGCCUGUACCGGAAUGGUUACACCGAUUCCCCUUUACGCUACGCCCUUACUCCCGGUGUAGACCAGAGUUUACAACCUCAGGAACUGCAAGACAUAAAGCUCCUUGGACGUAGAAACUUCUAA